Molecule: messenger RNA, 2356 nt
Organism: Rhododendron vialii
Lineage: Eukaryota; Viridiplantae; Streptophyta; Magnoliopsida; Ericales; Ericaceae
Product: lysM domain receptor-like kinase 3
Exons: 12
Coding region: 242-2074 (610 amino acids)
Biological process (GO): protein phosphorylation; innate immune response
Molecular function (GO): transmembrane receptor protein kinase activity; ATP binding
Source: RefSeq, a predicted model, not a curated record
UCUAGUAGAAAAAUACGGCGGGUAACUUUCUUUUACCAAAGGCAGCUCGCCGUCAACUGUAAUAAAACUGCGGCGGCGGCGGCAAAUUUCAGUUUGGCCGGUCUUACACGCCUCCAUAACCGCGGCCACAGUCAAAUUAUCUACCAAUACUUUACCAACGCAAUAAUAAUUCUCUCUCUCUCAUCCAUUUCCUCUCUCACCAGAUCAGAAUAUCAGCAGAUGAUACCACACCACGCCCAACAUGUUAGGGUUUCGACUGCUAGGGCUUCUCCUGCUGGCAAUCUCGGUCUUCCCACCGGCCGAAUCCCAGUGCUCCAAGGGCUGUGACCUAGCCCUGGGAUCCUACUACGUCUGGCCGGGCUCCAACCUCACCUUCAUCGCCAACGUCACCAACGGGUCCGUCCAGGACAUCCAGGACCAGAACCAGAUCUCCAACGCCAACAGCGUCCUCUCCGGCAUCCGCAUCAACGUGCCCUUCCCAUGCGACUGCCUAGACGCCGGGUUCCUCGCCCACGUCUUCGAGUACGCCGUCCACUCCGGCGACACUUAUUCCACCAUUGCCAGCAAAUACUACGCGAACCUGACGACGGCAGUCUUUUUGGAGGGGUCAAACAGCUAUCCCGCGACCAACAUUCCGGAUAACGGGGUGGUGAACGUGACGGUGAACUGCUCCUGCGGGAACGCGGCGGUGUCGAAGGAGUACGGGUUGUUUGUCACGUACCCGCUACGGGAGGGGGAGACCUUGGAGUCAGUGGCGGCGGCCUCGAACCUCACGGCGGAUUUGCUGCAGAGUUAUAACCCCGGUGUGGAUUUUAGCGCGGGGAGUGGGCUGGUGUAUAUUCCGGGCCGAGAUAAAAACGGAAAUUAUCCGCCCUUGGAAUCUAGCUCAGGAUUAUCAGUUGGAGUCAUAGCUGGGAUAGCUGUAGCAGGAGUGGCAGGGGCGCUGUUGUUGGGGCUUUCAGUAUAUAUUGGACUUUACAGAAAGAAGAAAGUGCAAGAUCAAGUAUUGCUUUCUGCAACACCUGAAGAUCAAUCAUUUGAUACUGCAGGAACUCCUGGAGGUACUUAUGGGAAUGGUACAGGCUCCUCUGGCGGUGCUUCUUCAGGCCUUGCCGGCAUAACAGUGGACAAAUCUGUGGAAUUCUCUUAUGAAGAACUUGCGAAGGCAACUAAUGACUUCAAUAUCGCUAAUAAGAUUGGCCAAGGGGGAUUUGGGGCCGUUUACUACGCUGAGUUGCGAGGCGAGAAAGCUGCAAUAAAGAAGAUGGCUAUGCAAGCUUCAAGAGAGUUUCUUGCUGAGUUGAAGGUUUUAACACGUGUUCAUCACCUAAACCUGGUGCGUUUGAUAGGGUAUUGUGUUGAGGGCUCUCUUUUCCUAGUCUAUGAAUAUAUUGAAAAUGGCAAUUUGAGCGAACAUUUACGUGGAUCAGGCAAUGAACCCCUGCCUUGGUCUACCAGAGUGCAAAUCGCACUUGACUCAGCGAGAGGGCUUGAAUACAUACAUGAGCAUACUGUUCCUGUCUAUAUACAUCGUGACAUAAAAUCAGCAAAUAUUUUGAUAGACAAGAACUUCCAUGGCAAGGUUGCAGAUUUUGGUUUAGCAAAGCUGACUGAGGUUGGGGUGUCACUGCCAACACGUCUUGUGGGAACAUUCGGAUACAUGCCUCCAGAAUAUGCUCAAUUCGGUGAUGUUUCUCCCAAAGUUGAUGUCUUCGCUUUUGGGGUUGUCCUCUAUGAGCUUAUUUCAGCCAAGGAGGCCAUAGUCAAGGCAGGUGAUUCGAUGGCUGACGCAAAGGGCCUCGUUGCUUUAUUUGAUGAAGUGCUUAGUCAGCAAGAUCCAAGAGAAGACCUUAGCAGGCUGGUGGAUCCUAGGCUUGGAGAUAACUACCCUCUCGAUUCAAUUCGCAAGGUGGCUCAGCUCGCCAGAGCUUGCACUCAAGAGAACCCUCAACUAAGGCCAAGCAUGAGAUUGGUUGUGGUGGCGCUUACGACUCUUUCAUCGACAACAGAAGAUUGGGAUGUAGCCUCUUUCUAUGAAAACCAAGGUUUAGUCAAUCUGAUGUCUGGGAGGUAGAGCAACUGCUUGUGAACAGUACCCGGACAAAGCUUGUUGAAGAUUUGAAAAUACAACUAUGUAAUUGUAUAUUUGUUAUUUUUUGCAUGUAGAUAUGCAUUGUUUCAGGACAGUUGAUAUUAGUGGAGAAGUGUAAAAUCCCUCGAUUUUUCGUGUUCAUCGAAUGCUCUGUAGAAGAGUUGCGUAUCAGAGCUCAUCGCCAAGUCUUUCAUGUUUUCUCGGUGUAAACGGCCAGAAAUGACCAAAAUGAAAAAUAACACAUUAGUUGGUAAUUUUUUUUUA